GCCCGGCUCGAGAACAGAACAGAGCAGCGGAUGUGUCACGGCUUCAGCUCCUCCCCCUUGCCGGGGAGCGCCUGCGCGGGCCGCCCGGGAGGCUGGGCCGUGGCGGAGCGUUCCGUGGCCGGCGGCGCGGGACCAUGGCCGAUUACAGCGAGGAGCAGCGCAACGAGCGGGAGGCGCUGGAGUCCAUCUACCCGGACUCCUUCACGGUAUUAUCAGAAAACCCAACAAGUUUCACCAUCACAGUGACAUCUGAAGCAGGAGAAAAUGAUGAAACUGUCCAGGCAACCCUUAAAUUUACCUAUGGAGAAAAAUAUCCAGAUGAAACUCCACUUUAUGAAAUAUUCUCCCAGGAGAACCUUGAAGAUAAUGAUGUCACAGACAUACUAAACCUUCUAGCACAACAGGCAGAAGAGAACUUGGGGAUGGUAAUGAUCUUCACGCUAGUGUCAGCUGUACAAGAGAAAUUAAAUGAAAUAGUGGAUCAGAUAAAAACAAGACAAGAGGAGGAAAAGAAACAGAAGGAAAGAGAAGCAGAAGAGGCAGAAAAGCUAUGUUUCCAUGGCACUCCUGUUACAAUCGAGAAUUUCCUAAGCUGGAAAGCAAAGUUUGAUGCAGAGCUCCUAGAAAUUAAAAGAAAAAAGAUGAAAGAAGAAGAGCAAUCAGGCAAAAAUAAAUUAAGUGGAAAACAACUAUUUGAAACAGAUCAUAAUCUUGACACGUCCGACAUUCAGUUCUUAGAAGAAGCUGGAAACAGCGUGGAAGUGGAUGAAUCCUUGUUCCAGGAAAUGGAUGACUUGGAGUUGGACGAUGAAGAGGAUGAUCCUGAUUACAACCCUGUUGAUUUAGAUAGUGACUAAACUGAAAUUUCUGGACUGGCUAUGUCAUUAGUAUGCUUGGAAACGUGUAGGGAGAAAGAGGCAGUCAGGAAAGCCACAGCAUCUGUGGCUCUACCAAGCAUGUAUUGGUUUUCAUUUUUGAAGGAAAAAACCAAGCUAUUUUAAUUUCAGGAGAAUGCUCUUCUGAUGACUUUCAUCAUAAUUAAUAAAUUGGCUUUAACAUUUCGAAUGUGAAAUGUUAGGCAUGUUGUUAACCUGUAUGAAGUCUAGAAACCCAGACAUCUGUUCUGUUCUCCCUUCCCACCUCAAUAACUGCCCUUGAAGAGAUCAGAUGUGCAAGGUGAAAAGAUGCUAGGGCAGAUGCUGCAUGUGCCACAAUACAAAGGUAUGCUGAGCACCUAUUCUGUUAUCUUCGGCCUGAGAUACGUGUGGAAGUUCAGGUGAAGAGAUGGGGAGUGCCUACUAUAAAACUGCUCUAUCUGUGGGACUCUACAGUGCUUCAUAUACAAUUUAUUAAUGAUGCUUGUAACCGUUCUCAUUCAUUAGCGGCUAUAGAGAGACUGACUGGUGGUGACCUUCCAACUUCACACCACCUCCUCAAAGUUCCAUGUUAGAUGAUAUCCUUCCUCUUCCCCAUACUACAGCAGCACCACCAAUAACACUGCUGAUGUUAAAGAUAAAAUAGCUUCUACAUUAUAAAAAUGAUUUGAUAACUUGGCCAUUUCAGGUUACAUAGGGUUUAAAAUUGACAUCUUGGAUCUAGUUUUUUUUAAAAGUAAAACCAGAGCAGUAAAAACCCUUUAAUUGCUCUUCUUUUCAACUUUUAACUUUCUUGGCCAUAAUCCAGACAAGAAUUUGGAAAAAAGUUCUAAAGGACAUGGAGGCCUUAAAAUAAUUUUCAAAUGUUUGAUAGAUCUAUUUGAAAGGCAGCCUCUCUUUUGAACUUGUGCAGUAGUUAACCUUUAUUGAAAACAUUAUAAAAACAAUAAUUUAAUUAAUGGGACUUGUACUCGGCUGAUUGUAGAGAAUAAGACCACACCGUUGUAGUUAAACUUGAAUAACAGUUCAGAAUACUGUCUCUCUCUUAGUAAUUGCUUGAAGAUCACAGGCUAUGGAGAGAGGUGCGAAAUGGAAGACUGUUGCUAAUGAGAGGAAGAUGUAGCAUGCCAGUGUGUGUAAGAGUAAGGAGGAUGCUGUAUUUGGCUUAGAAGAAGGAACAAGAAAACAUUUUAAAUGGAGAAAUAGAGGAAAGUGAAUAAACCAAGGCAAGAGAUAUGAAGCAAAAGUGGAUAACUGAAAUGGAGAGGGGAGGCUCAUGAGACAUGGAGGGAGGGGAGAAGACAUUGUAACUCCUCUGUGAUUAUAGAUCAAGCUGCAAUAGAUGUUUGCUAUUGGUCAUCAGUGAUAAAUGAAAAUCCAAGGAUCUCCGUGUUGCUAAAUAUUUUAGCAGGUUUACUUCUUGUUUAUGAAGAUAUGAUCUCACUCCCUCUGAUGGAAAAAUAUUCAUAAUGUAAUAUAACAUUUUUCAAAGAUGAUUUGAGGCUCUUUUGAAUAAAGUAGUUUGGGGUACUGUAUACAAAAGGAACUAAGUACAGGUAUGCCUUGUUGUUGUAUGAGUGAUUGUUCAAUAACUAGGCAUAAAGCUAAUUUCACGACACAGGUCUCUGAAUAAAUUGGGAUCAGGGAGCUGCCAAGCCUCUAGAUGAUGGAGGUUUGUGUGCGCACUCUAAAUUUUAAUGUAUUUUUAGUACGACUAUUUUAGCUAGCAGGGCUUCAAACAAGUUAAUUUUUUUUGUAUGGGAAUGUUUACUGCUCUUGCAACCUUUGUUCUGAGAACUAGAAAUAUUUAACUUUUGGUUACAUAUUUAGACAUGGGAACCUUCAGCCCAGAAGCCCCUAUAUAGCAUGAUACUGUCACAUUCUGGGGUGCAUUUCAGACCUGAGGGCUUGUAACUGCUUGCCCUACUUGUGCCUCAGUGCUUUACUGUUGUAGCUCCCAAUCUGGGCUACCCACAAUCAGCCUGCCAUCAUACAGGUCACGCUCCGAGUGUCCACAUAUAGCUAUAGGCUUGGUCUAGCAACUCUGACCCCAGCAGCCUGUCAACAGCAUACUAGCCACACUCUGACUUCCAGCAACCUUGGUUACUACUUUCAGGAUGACCCCGACACACUCCCAAAUUUUGGACUGUUCAGAUAUUAGAGAUCCUUUGCAUCUGUAAGGGGUCAAAAUUCAGCUGUUUGCUAUUCUCCUGGAGUUACCAAACAGUUCAGUUUAAAUACAACCCUGGAUUAGUUUGUAGUUAGAUAAACUUAUUUCAUUUUUUAAUCUUAAAAUAGGUUUUAAGUGAAUAUAAGUAUUAAAGUCAGAAAUGGUUACAGGAGAAAUAAAGAAAAUACUUUCUAGUAGCUAAAAUUUAACAAGCUAGACUUGGUUCAAGGUAAAAUCCUUACUGCAGGUUCUCAGCAACACAGAUGACCAUAUUCUCUGUUCAGGAUUUCCCCUCAGAGUCAAGGAGGUGGUUACUGUAUCUCUCUUAGGUGAAAGAGACACAGAGAUAGGGAGAGAUCUGUUGGGGGUGUUUUUGCCCCUCACUUUUAUAGUCGAGUCACCCUUUGCAGUGGAUUCUUUUAUAGAUUACCCCUUAAAGCAAAGUUUAUUCAAACAGUAAAGAAGGUGACAUGGAGUUGGGUGAUGAAGGUGGUUCUUUGCUCUUUUCCCCUGUGUAUGCUGAAAUGCAGAUUUGCCUUAUCUCCUGCCAUUUCCCCUCGUGCUGUCUCAAGGAUUGUGUUUACUACUUAUAUGUACGUUGAGGUAAACACACAUUUUGUUGUGUAGGAUGAACCUGUUGAACAACUUUUGCCAAGGCAGGGCUGGGUGGGUUUGAAUAUGUGCUGACAAUAUCAUACAGGAGGCGUUUAUAACUUUACAUACAAUGAUGCUACAUGUAGUAAGAAGAUGGCCUGAAACAUAAGGCCUUGUAUCAGAGGCCUGGGAUAAAGUAACGGUCAUAACUUGCUAAUAUAAAGCAAAGUUAAGUUGUGAGCAAAAGGUAGGCCCAGAUAACAGAAUCUGGCAAGAACAAGGCUGAUAUUGCAGAAACACGUAUUCCUAAGUAGUGCUAGGCGUAAGAAUAUAAACGCAAACACAUUCCAGAAAGGUGGUACCAGAACACCUUGAUGCCAGCACAUUCCCCAACGAUAACAGAAACACGCUGACCCAUCCUAAAGAUAAGGUCAGGAUGACAGUAUGAUGGAUAGAGAUGUUUGGAUCAAACCAACACAUACAAGGUAAUUGAUGCCACCCUGAUACAUCAGGGUCAAUACGUAAUUUUUUUGCAUUGGUGUGCAAGAGGUAUCUCGGAGGGAGUGUCUUUGGCCAGCCUAGGGAGCAGUGAAAAGUCCUGCCACUGACUGAGCUGCAUCCAUUGUCAUGAGCAUACAUGUGCUAGUAUCCUUGUAGAGUCUACCAGGUGCUAUUCCUGUGCUUUGUCGACAAUAAACCUGGCUGGGUGCCUUCGCUACUAAA
Messenger RNA from Dermochelys coriacea (leatherback sea turtle), 4362 nucleotides. RefSeq names its product RWD domain containing 1 (gene RWDD1). Gene Ontology annotation, molecular function: protein binding. Bases 135 to 857 code for a protein of 240 amino acids. Gene Ontology annotation, biological process: cytoplasmic translation. Lineage: Eukaryota; Metazoa; Chordata; Testudines; Dermochelyidae. The record is from RefSeq and is a predicted model, not a curated record. The transcript has 7 exons.